This is a messenger RNA of Polypterus senegalus (gray bichir), 6133 nucleotides long. Its product is annotated as zinc finger protein 721-like. The record is from RefSeq and is a predicted model, not a curated record. Bases 1075 to 5094 code for a protein of 1339 amino acids. Gene Ontology annotation, cellular component: nucleus. Lineage: Eukaryota; Metazoa; Chordata; Cladistia; Polypteriformes; Polypteridae. The transcript has 6 exons.
AUGGGGGUACAGAUAAGACGGAUGAGAAAGGGGGAGAAUCAGCAAAACUAUGGAAGUGCAUAUUAACUUUCACUGCGUCACAGUCCAAGGAGGGCACGUAGAGGUGGUCCACAUCACUGAUGUGACAGGCUGGAAUGGAACACAGAGGAGCGACAUGACAAUGGGCAGAGCAGAGACACCGCGGCCCUUAAAUGUGGGCAGUGACGUCCUCUACAUCUUCUACAACUCUGUGACGGUCAGUGUGGUGUGCUGGACUGGUGACAUCACUUCAGGAGAGGCCCACCAAAUCAACAAGCUCAUUAAAAGGGCAGACGGUGGACCCCCUGGAGUUUGUAGCAAAGGGGAGAAUUAAAACAAAACAGAGUGCCAUUACGAACAAUGCUUCUCAGUGAGACUCAAACACUGAGGAGUUUCAGCCAACAAAUCGUUCGGCUUAAGUGUGUCAAGACUCACGACUGGGGGUCCUUUACACCAACAUGCUUGCACCGUGCCUCACUGGGGGCUGCGACUGCGACUGCCAAGUCAGAAGUGCUCUCAUCUUUCUCAUUUUCUUGCCGGCUGCCGGGACUUUUCUUUUGAUACAACUCACGGGCCGAAGGACUUCUUUUUAGCGGCUACUCUCAGUUUAGAAGACAAGGACGACACCGGAAGUGGGCCGAUGAACCGAGCAGUGGGUGCAGGGACUGUCCGGAAAACCAAAUCGCAGCGGGACAAAGAGAAGCUGCCAGUUCUGGUGACAAAUGCAGAAGGGAGGAGAGCUGUCUGGGUGUGCAGGAGCCUCCGCUGAUGGCAUGUGACUGCAGCUGUGUGACCACACAAGGGACGAGUAAUGACACGUGGGGUGUCGGAGGCUGGCGUUACACUUUAAAUGUCUGCUGUGCUCUGGACGGUCAAACUGGAGAUGCACAGGAAAACCCAAAGACUGGAGCGGUCAACAUGCAGCUGGAAAUCUGCUCGAGUAGCCAAUGAUUGAAGAGAAACCAUCGAUUGACUGGUGUGCUUUGUAAAAUGUGGCCUAACAGAGUCCUGCCAAGCUGAAUCUCACCCGUAGGCGACCAGAAAGACCCUCCAUUUAUGUGUGGAGGCAAACUCAAAAACUUUGAAAGGCAAAGGGUCAGGCCUGCCAGCACUUCCCACUGGUUUUCUUUCCUUCUGCUGGUGACCACUGGAUGUGCUGGCUGUCAUUGGUAUCCUUUGGUCAUAUCUUACUGUCAUGGGUUUGAUGUACACCAGAGAGUGAAGGCCUUCUGUCAAGGACACUCGAACAUCAGGGUGCAGAACGCAACAGACAAGGGCAGAAUCUCAGACCACACAGGAGUCUCAGCGUACGCCAUGGAGAACAUUAAAGGUGAAGACGGGGAGUGGGAGUCGGGGCAACUUCAGACUAAAGAGGAGGACUGGCAGUGGAGACAAGUCGUCAUUAAAAAGGAGCCUGAGACGACGUCUGAUGCCAGUGAUCUGCACAAUAACGAGGGGAUCAACAGCCUCAAGGCCGAAGACCUCAAGUCGGAGUUGGAACCUCAGCUUGUGUGUCCAGAUGAGGAGGGAACUGGAGCAGACGUGAUGAAGAGCGGACCUCAGAGUGUCCAGGUGAAGACCGACCCUCUGGACUGUGACGUGAAGCCAACUGAGAAAGCGUCAGGUUCAAGGAAUUGUGGUGAAGAUCCACAUGAAAGUGGCACCUUCUCCCCAUCUUCAUUUCCUCAGACCUCUGUUCAUCACAAACCACAGCAAAAUGAUGUUGUACAAGAACCAACAUCUGGAUCAGGGAUUUUGCUACUUGCCUUAUUGCCAUGCAGUUUUCAGCUUCCUGUGAAUAUAACUAAUAUUGAAGUAAUCAGCAAUCAAAAACAGGUGUGUGAUGCAAAUUCAUCAGGUGUGGAAGAUAGUCAAGAAUCUAAGAAAACCUCAGAAAAGAACUCUGUAACCAAAAAUAAGAUGAAUGAUACAAGACAGAAACCGUAUUGCUGUUCUGAAUGUGGCAAAACAUUUACUGUCAAGAGAAGUCUUAACACCCACAUGAGAAUUCACACUGGAGAGAAGCUACAUGGCUGUCCUCAGUGCGGUAAGAAAUUUCCACAAAUGAGCCAUCUUCUGACUCACAUAAGAGUUCACACUGGAGAGAGGCCAUACAGCUGCUCUCAAUGUGGCAAACGAUUUUUGCGAAGGAGCAGUCUAUACGUACAUUUAAGAAUUCACACUGGUGAGAAACCAUAUUGCUGCUCUGAAUGUGGCAUAAGAUUUACCGACAGUAGUGGGCUUAAAAGCCACAUGAAUACUCACACUGGAGAGAAACCGUACUGCUGUUCAGAAUGUGGUAAACGAUUUUCACGAAUGACCCAUGUUCGGGCCCACCAACGAAUUCACACGGGAGAGAAGCCAUUCUGCUGUUCUGAAUGUGGCAAACGGUUUUCUCAAAUGAGGAGUCUAUGUAAACAUCUUAGAAUUCACACUCGAAAGAAGCUCUAUUGCUGUUCUGAAUGUGGAAACCGAUACACCAGCCAGAGCAGUCUUCAGAUCCACACACAAUUUCACAGAGGAGAAAAACUUUAUUCCUGUCCUGAUUGUGGGAAACAGUUCUACAGUAGUAGCAAUCUUCAGAACCACACAAGAAUCCACAGUGGAGAGGAGCCUUAUUGCUGUUCUGAAUGUGGCAAACGAUUCUCUCAAAAAAUCAGUCUAAAUAAACACACAAAAAUUCACACUAAAGAGAAACCUUACAGCUGUUCCAAAUGUAGGAAACGGUUUUCACGAAAGAGCAGUUUAAAUACCCACUUAGUAACUCACACGGGGGAGAAGCCAUAUUGCUGUUCAGAAUGUGGUAAACAUUUUUCACAAACAAGCAGUUUAAAUAAACACAAAAAACUUCACACUGCAGAGUCAUAUUGCUGUUUGGAAUGUGGCCAGCAGUUUGCCACCAAAUUCAAACUUAAAAGUCAUGCAAGAAUUCACACUGGAGAAAAACUGCGUUGCUGUUCUGAAUGUGGGAAACACUUCUCCAGCAAUACCAAGCUUCAUAUCCACAAAAGAAGUCACACUGGAGAAAAGCCCUAUUGUUGUUUAGAAUGUGGCAAGCAAUUUGCACAAAUGAGCAACCUAAAUAAACACACAAGAACGCACACUGGAGAGAAGCCAUAUUGCUGUUCAGAGUGUGGGAAACGAUUCACACGAAGUGAGUCUCUUCGGAGCCACACAAGAGUUCACACAGGAGAGAAGGCAGUAAGGCAGAAAGAGAAAGACAAUGGCAACUCUCUGACAGACAGCGUGAUACAAGAAAUCGAGAAGCUGCCAUUUCUGAUGACUUACACAAAAUGGAGGAGAAGUGCCAGGGUGCCCAGAGCUUCUGAUGAAGAAACCAUGAAGGACAUUAAAGAAGAAGACUGUGACUGGGAGUCUGGGCACCUCCAAGCAAAGCCGGAGGAUUGUGAAUGGAGAUUAGUAGUCAUUGAAGAGGAGACUGGGCCAACAUCUCAUACUGGUGACUUAAACAAGAGCGAAGAGUUAAACAGCGUCAAGGCAGAAGACGUUAAAUCGGAGUCUGUCUGUCAGCUUGUGUGUCCAGAUGAGAAGGGAACUGGAGCAGGCUGGACAGAGAGUGGACCUCCUUGUGUCCAGGUGAAGGCUGAAGCUCUGGACUGUGAUGUGAAACCAGCUGAGAAAGUGUCAUGUCUAAGGCAUUGUGGUGAAGAUCUACAAGAAAGUGGAAGCUUGUACCCUUCUUCACUUCCUCAAAGCUCACUUCACCGUAGACCACAGCAAAAUGAAAUUUUGGAAGAGCUGGCACCUGGAUCAGAGAUUUUGUUACUAGCCUCAUUGCCGUACAGUGUACAGCCUCCUUUAACGGUAACAAAUGUAGACUCCAUUAAAACUCCACCACAGAUAUGUGAUACAGAUUCUGCAGAUUUGGAGGUCUGCCAGGAGUGGAGGAAAACCUUAAAACAGAAAUCUAAAACCAAAAGUAAGGUGACUGAUAUGAGACAGAAGCCAUAUUGUUGUUCUGAAUGUGGCAAACGAUUUUUGCGAAGGAGUGGUCUACAUAUACAUUUAAGAAUUCACACUGGGGAGAAACCAUAUUGCUGUUCCGAAUGUGGCAUAAGAUUCACUGAUAAGAGUGGGCUUAAAAGCCACAUGACUACUCACACUGGGGAGAAGCCAUAUUGUUGCAUAGAAUGUGGCAAACAGUUUUCGCAGAUGACCAAUCUUCGGUCUCACCAAAGAGUUCACACAGGGGAGAAGCCUUACUGCUGUUCUGAAUGCGGCAAGCGAUUUUCUCAAAUGAGCAGUCUGUGUAAACAUUUGAGAACCCACACUCAAGAGAAGCCCUAUUGCUGUUCUGAAUGUGGCAACCGAUAUGCCAGCAGGAGCAGUCUUCAGAUCCACACACAGUUUCAUACUGGAGAAAGACCAUAUUCUUGUUCUGAAUGCGGGAAGCAAUUCUACAGUAGUAGCAACCUUCAGAAACACACAAGAAUUCACAGCGGAGAGAAACCUUAUUGCUGUUCUGAUUGUGGUAAGCGAUUCUCACACAAAAGUAACCUAAAUAAACACACAAAAAUUCACACUGGAGAGAAGCCUUAUUGCUGUUCUGAAUGUAACAAAUGUUUUUCACAAAUGAACACUCUAAAUAAACAUGCAAGAACUCACACGGGGGAGAAGCCGUACUGCUGUUCAGAAUGUGGUAAGAGAUUUUCACAGACAAGCAGCCUAAAUAAACACAGAAGGAUUCACACUGGAGAGAAGCCGUACUGCUGUUUAGAAUGUGGCCAGCGAUACGUCACCAGUUCCAGACUUCAGAAUCAUGCAAGGAUUCACACUGGAGAAAAGCCAUAUGCCUGUUCUGAAUGUGGGAAACUCUUCUCUAGCAGUUCCAAUCUUAAGGCUCAUGAAAGAAAUCACAGUGGAGUGAAACCAUAUUGCUGUUCAGAGUGUGGCAAAAGAUUUACACAAAUGGGCAACCUAAAUAAACACACAAGAAUUCAUACUGGAGAGAAGCCAUAUUGCUGUUCAGAAUGUGGGAAACAGUUCACGCGAAGUGACGCUCUUCAGAGCCACACAAGAAUUCACAAUGGAGAGAAGUCAACAAGGCAAGAAUAGGAGGGAGGGAAAGGCAAGACUUAGGAAUCAACCUCUUUCCUGGUUAGAAGCCUGCUGACGGUAGAAGGAUUUUAUGCACAAAGUCCUAACAAAAUAGCUGGAUUGAUCCAUUGAAAAAUACACAGAAAAUACAACCUGCCAGCUCCACAAAGACAGUGGGACCAGACAGUGGGGCGGCAACUCCAACUGAGGCCAGGAAAGCAGACCUCAUGAUUGAGUAACAAGUAACACUGCAAAGCUUGGAUUAUUGGAGUAUCAGUCACAAGGGACUCCUUGAUACCGAGAAUGCAGAGACAAGAAGUAACAAAAUAUCAAGAACUCCAAUUUGAAAUAAGUCAGCUGUGCGGCCAAACAACUGAAAUGUUUCAAAGUGGUGCUGGGAUCAAUGGGACUAAUUCAUCUACCAAUCAAUGUAACUGUAUAUAAAAUACAAAAGGCAGUGUUAGUUUGUAGAAGUCAGAGUCCUGUCAGCCAGUUAAAUAAAAAUAAAAAUAAUAAUAGUAUUAAUAGUGAUAUAAAUAUCACUUAACGGCUGAAGAGUGGCCUUCACUCCUGUCCAGAACUCUAAGCACAGAAAGCCUUUCUUCAGAAAUGAAACUCGGAAAAGUAAUUGAAAUUUAAAAAAUUGGUAAGAUUACAUGUACGGUGCUAAAUAUGCUGCUGUGCAACGUCAAGGAGUUUGGAAAUGUACCCUGGAUGGCUUAAAAGGGCCAAACUAAAUCAGAGGAGCCUGCACAGUUUGGUUCAAGGCAUUGAUAGAAGAACAGAUGCUUUACCAGCCAUAGCUAGAGUCAUAUCUGGUAGCCGUUUGCCAAGUCCUGAUGGCCGAUGGGUUUUACAAUGAGAGACGCAACAAAGUUAUCAGAUGGAAAAUACAUUUUAAAAAUGUAGAACAUUCCAGUAUGAGAUGGGAGGUUUGCUUUGCUGACAUCCAGAGAGUGUACUGCGUGCUGACUUCAUUUUUACCAGUGGAUUAUAAUAAGAGUUUGGUGCUGUGCUUUGUCUGUGUGUGAAAAUGAAUUAAAAUACACAAUCUGUU